AUGGCACCCGCGAUCAACGAUCCUAUCUCGCCUACCGCGAGCGAUUCGUGUGCAGUAUGUCCCAUGGAUUCUGCCAUCACUUGUGAAGGGUGCGAAAACAUCAAGUACUGCUCGGUGGAAUGUCAGCUACGUGACUCGCCGCAGCACCAUACUCUCUGCAGCACCUUCAAGGACUUUCAACAGCGGCCGAGCGAAAAGCAUUAUCGAGCCAUCUUGUUCCCCUUUGCCGAACUCAAGCCACGAUUCAUCUGGCAACUUAUCGAUGGAGAUCGAGGAUAUCACACGCCCAACAAGGAAGAUCUAUCUCAGUACCUUCAGCGUGGCACUGAAGGCUACUUUGUCAGCUGGAAUGGCGAUGUAUUGCCUCUUCGUGAGCUCAAGCACUCCAUGUACAUCGAUGUUGAGCAAAGCAGCGUCUCCAAUGAAGGACCCCCUAACAUGUGCUUUUUCACAAUGAUCAAUCCCCACGUGGGGAAUCUUCGCCGUGGUACCCAUCUUGGCCGUGGUUGGAAGUAUACAAAUUUGAACGAGAAGGACGCUUGGGAUGAGGCCGAUCGCGAGUUGCGCGACGGCUUCCUCCUGAUCGCAUUAGACCUAGAUACAACUUCCCUGGGACCGUUGUUGGCACGCAUUCUUGUUGGGACGCCUCAAGAUACAGAUGGUGUGACAUAG
Messenger RNA from Alternaria postmessia, 672 nucleotides. RefSeq lists its product as uncharacterized. Lineage: Eukaryota; Fungi; Ascomycota; Dothideomycetes; Pleosporales; Pleosporaceae. The transcript has a single exon. The record is from RefSeq and is a predicted model, not a curated record. The coding region runs from base 1 to 672 and encodes 223 amino acids.